AGCCGAUCCGCGGCAGUCGCUCGUUACCCAUCGACGGUGUCGCGCGCAGAAUACACCGUGUGUGCGUGCGUGUGUGUGUGCGUGUGUGUGUGCGUGUGUGUGUGUGGCGUGUGUGUGAUGUGUGUGUGUGUGUGACCGUCCGCCCGCUCGACGCCGGACACUAUGAUAAUAAUAUCGUAACUACAUGGGCAUGAUAUCAUUUGUUGUACGGAGAAAAAAUUUUUUAAAAAAAAUUUACACACACAAAAUAACUUUGAAACACGCGUAAUACAAGAACAUUUUAAUAUUCGUUAAGUACGAAAUUCCUAUAUAAUAUAUUCAUAUAUACACGGGCGUGCAUGGGCACGCGCGAAUUUAGUAUUUUACUUGUCUGCCGAGGUGCUUACUGCGUAAGAACAUAAUAAUAUAUUGUUAUACGACGACAUCUGCAGCGGAAGUCUUCGUCGAGUCUCGAGUCACCGUCGCCGGAUCAGGUCCGCACUGCAACGAUCGGUUACUGUACAGCGGCGCAGGGCCCAUUGGCACGCACGGCGCGCGUCCAGUCGCGUGGCCGGCCGCCACCCUCGUCCCGUUCCGUCCGCCCGCUGAUCAAGUCGAGGCAGCGGCGACACCCGCACCACCGACAACAUCGGAACCACCGACUGGCCAUGGCCGCGAGGUAACAGCGCGCGCGCCGGCCGGAUACCACUCGUGUGGUACGCGGCGACCACGAGACGUUGGCCACACCGUGGUAUUUGAUGUUUCCGGAUCGGACGACCCCGGCGAGGUACAAUGCUUCCGGAAAGGCAAUGCUGCGCGCAGCUAUGCCCGGUGCAGACGACGACGAUGCCGCCGAAGACCGAGUGCCUGCAGGACCGCAAGUGGUGGUGCUUCCUGCUGUCCAGCGUGUUUACGUUUCUCGCCGGGCUGCUGAUCGUGCUCCUAUGGCGGUUCUUCGCGUUCCUGUUCACGCGCAAGCAGCCCGCCGAGCUCGCGGCGCCCGGUUGCCCGAACAGCGAGCCCAAAAAAGAGCCGAAGCGGCAGGGCAAACAGGAGUUCGAGGGAACGUUCAUGACAGAGGCCAAAGACUGGGCGGGCGAACUGAUAUCCGGACAGACCACUACCGGGCGGAUAUUGGUGGUGCUUGUGUUCAUUUUAAGUAUAGCAUCUCUAAUUAUAUAUUUUAUCGACGCCUCCAACGAGGAGGUUGAACGAUGCCAAAAGUGGAGUCACAAUGUUACUCAACAAGUAGAUUUAGCGUUCAAUAUUUUUUUUAUGGUUUACUAUUUUAUAAGAUUUAUAGCCGCCAGUGAUAAGUUAUGGUUUAUGUUAGAAAUGUACUCGUUUGUAGACUACUUUACGAUUCCACCGUCGUUUCUUUCGAUAUACUUGGGUCGAACUUGGAUCGGUCUGAGGUUCCUCCGAGCUCUGCGCCUAAUGACAGUGCCUGAUAUUUUGCAAUAUUUAAACAUUCUAAAAACGUCGAGUUCAAUUCGACUUGCUCAACUCGUGUCUAUUUUUAUAUCCGUGUGGUUGACCGCCGCCGGAAUCAUCCAUCUCCUGGAAAACUCGGGAGAUCCAUUUGAGUUCCAAAACCAGCAACGGUUAUCAUACUGGACUUGUGUGUACUUUUUGAUUGUAACCAUGUCUACUGUUGGAUACGGAGAUGUGUUUUGCCAGACUAUUUUGGGCAGAACUUUUCUAGUAUUUUUCCUACUCGUCGGCCUCGCGAUUUUUGCGAGUUGUAUACCCGAGAUAAUUGACCUGAUCGGAACUAGACCAAAAUAUGGAGGAACCCUGAAGAAUGAACGUGGAAGGAGGCACAUCGUCGUUUGCGGACACAUUACCUACGAGUCAGUGUCGCAUUUUUUGAAAGAUUUUUUACACGAAGACAGAGAGGACGUAGACGUGGAAGUGGUAUUCUUACACAGAAAAGAGCCAGAUUUAGAAUUGGAAGGGCUGCUCAAACGUCACUACACCACUGUCGAGUUUUUUCAGGGUACAAUGAUGAACGCAGUAGAUCUAGAGAGGGUGAAGGUCCACGAGGCUGAUGCCUGUCUGGUGUUGGCGAACAAGUACUGCCAGGACCCGGACGCCGAAGACGCUGCGAACAUAAUGAGGGUCAUUUCUAUCAAAAAUUACUCGGACGACAUAAGGGUCAUUAUACAACUCAUGCAGUAUCACAACAAAGCGUAUUUACUCAACAUUCCGUCGUGGGACUGGAAACAAGGAGACGACGUGAUCUGCUUAGCGGAGUUGAAACUUGGUUUCAUUGCGCAGAGUUGUCUAGCACCAGGCUUUUCCACAAUGAUGGCGAAUUUGUUCGCCAUGAGGUCGUUCAAAACGAGUAGAGAUGUGAUAGAGCGUUUGAUACCGUGUAUAGUUCCUGUGAAGAGUGUGGAGUUUGGUGUAUUUCAGUCUCCGGAUACGCAAGCGUGGCAGAACGACUAUCUGCAGGGCACCGGCUGCGAGAUGUAUACGGAGACCCUGUCCCCGUCAUUCACCGGCAUGACGUUUCCGCAGGCCAGCGAGUUGUGCUUCACGAAGCUGAAACUUCUGCUGUUGGCCAUAGAAAUAAAAGGCGAGGAUGGACGGGACAGCAAGAUAUCAAUAAACCCCAGAGGUUCCAAGAUACAAGCGAGCACCCAGGGGUUCUUCAUCGCUCAGUCGGCCGACGAAGUCAAAAGGGCUUGGUAUUACUGUAAGGCAUGUCACGAAGAAAUUAGAGACGAAACGCUGAUCAAGAAGUGCAAGUGCAAAAACUAUGUCGGUAUGAUUAUGAUGGAGACUGGAAUGUUGGCACAUAAUUAUAAUUUCGAGGUGGCGACAUUCCGGAAAGGCGUUCGCGCUAUACAAAUGGUCGGACGGGCAAACGAUCAUCCUCCCCCCACGGAAACUCCACCAACUCUUCCAAAGAGAGUACAUAAUAUCAGAGGUGACGUCGGGAAGGAAAAGGAAAUAACACUGUUGGGCAACAAAAAUACGCCAACGGCUAUGCCCAAUUCGAUAAUGACAGCGGCAAAACAGGUGAACAAAGUGAAGCCAAUCAACCGUCCCGCGGACAAAGGGUCGCCCAACACAAACUACAACCGAGCUCAACAAGAAGAAGGAAGCUACGCCGGAUAUCAACUCGCAUACGAAGUUAAAAAAUUAUUACCGACGACCAGAGGAGGAUCAGCUGGCACAAACAUAAACAGCAACGGUAUUCAAAUCGGUAUUGCCGACGACCAGGCGAAAGACUUUGAUUUCGAAAAGACUGAAAUGAAGUACGACUCCACUGGCAUGUUCCACUGGAGUUCGGCUAAAAGCCUCGAAGAAUGUAUCUUGGACAGGAACCAAGCCGCAAUGACCGUAUUGAACGGCCACGUCGUGGUGUGUCUGUUCGCCGAUCCGGAUUCGCCGUUGAUCGGACUAAGAAAUUUAGUUAUGCCUCUGCGGGCGUCAAAUUUCCAUUACCACGAGCUCAAGCACGUGGUGAUCGUCGGUGCCGUUGACUAUAUCCGCCGAGAGUGGAAGAUGUUACAGAAUUUACCGAAGAUUUCGGUGCUCAACGGAUCGCCACUGAGUCGAGCUGACUUGCGAGCGGUCAACGUAAAUCUGUGCGAUAUGUGUGUGAUAUUGUCGGCAAAAGUUCCUAGCAAUGACGACCCUACGUUGGCCGACAAAGAGGCCAUUUUAGCGUCACUGAACAUCAAAGCGAUGACUUUCGACGACACCAUUGGAGUGCUCACGCAAGACGAAACCGCGGUGACCAAACAAUUCGAUCCGGACGGUCUGAAUUGUGCCGGCGGGCCCAUAGUGUUGCAGAGACGAGGGUCGGUGUACGGCGCCAACGUUCCGAUGAUUACUGAACUGGUCAACGACAGCAACGUGCAGUUCCUCGACCAAGACGAUGAUGAUGACCCCGACACGGAGCUGUAUCUCACCCAGCCAUUUGCGUGUGGUACGGCCUUCGCCGUCAGCGUCUUGGACUCGCUCAUGUCGACGACUUAUUUCAAUCAAAACGCGUUGACGCUCAUCCGAUCGCUGAUUACCGGUGGUGCGACGCCAGAACUUGAACUCAUUUUGGCCGAAGGAGCAGGGCUCCGAGGUGGUUACAGCACUGACGAGAGCUUGGCUAACCGCGAUCGGUGCCGGGUCGGGCAGAUCUCGCUCUACGACGGGCCACUGGCGCAGUUCGGUGAGGCCGGAAAGUACGGCGACCUGUUCGUGUCCGCCCUCAAGUCGUACGGGAUGCUGUGCAUUGGUCUAUACAGGUACCGAUUCAGAGACAGGAGCUCGUCUUGCGACGCGUCAUCAAAACGAUACGUCAUCACAAACCCACCGGACGAUUUCUCACUGAUGCCCACGGACCAGGUAUUCGUGCUGAUGCAGUUCGAUCCUGGGCUCGAGUACAAACCCACCAGCAGGAACGGAGGACGUGCCAAAGACGACAAUUCCUGACUAUUGCUUUGUAGCGCUCUCACAGACGGUCCGUAUUCGUACAUCUAAAUCGCAUGGGGCCGGGCUCGAUUGCGCGGCAAUCGCACAUGACAAACACGAUCACCACAACCACCUCCACAACAACCUCCACGACCACGACCGCAACCACUACCACCACAACCUCCUCAACCACAACCUCCACGACCUCCAACACCUCCGCCUCCGCCGAACGUGGCUACACUACGAUGGUUUUCUUCGUGUCACCUAUUGUAUUCGUUUUCUUUAGCAAACUCUGCUGUUUGUACUCCCGUUUAUCGAAAAUGCGAACGGUAGAACGCCGAGAAUCAUAGGCGUUUCGUCUGUUGUUUGUCCACUCAUCGAAAUCAGAACACGUUUGAAACGAAAUCUUUCUGAUAUACCAUUAUCUGAUCCCUACGCCGGACGUCGGUUAGGUAAACGUAUCGAAGCACGUGAUCGUCGAUCAAAACCACAUACUGUAACAUAUCCACCCAAUCGCCGUGUUACGACUUCAAGUAUACAUCUUUCGCGUAUUCGAGUACCUGUGCCAAAUCACACACACACGCACCGAUUAAUAUGCGUGUGCGUGUACUGGAUAGUUGAAAUUUUAUAACUUAGGGGGUUAAACCUAUGAUGUAAAAUUUCUUCCAUCUAGUAUAAGCACAUACUAUAUUAAGUGUGUGUAGCUGUGCGUAUUUGUACGUGUCUUCGCUUAUUACUACGUGUCCAUGCGUGUCGGUGUGUUUUGAAAUCCUAACUUGCGCGUCUCGUUGGAACGAUCAAUGGUUCGGAGAUCGCUCUGCGCGUUUUGAAAAAUUUAUUUUUCUCGAACACACUGGAAAUAAACAGAAUACAAUCGUCAUGGUCGUCAAAUUUUUCGUUUCCCUUGUCAGGUUAACGGUCAGGUCCGGGUACACAAUCGUUUCGAUUCACGGGUCUGAUGAUUUCGAGUGUCUUGAUGACCGUUGUCUCCAGGAGAAACAACUUUAUGUCCACUUUUUAUGUACCUCAUGCCCUAAUAUUUAUACAAUUUUUUCCCACCGAAAUGUUUUUUCCGUCAUACUCGAUCGUGUUGCCCACAACGUGUGCGCUGCCCCACUUUUCGAGUCUCGCCGCUGCGAUUUAGACCGAAAACGAACGACGUGUUAGCGCUACACCCGUCGGUAACUUUUUUUGUAUAGCAUAAAAUCUCGUUGUAUAAUAGUUUACAUAAAUAACUACUUUAUCGUUUAUAUAAUUGUCUCGUAAUCGUAAAAUUUGAUUAUAAUUAUAAUGUGUAUUAUGUAGAACACCAAAAACAAAAGAAAUAUGUAUAACGCUCGUUGUACUCUAUAAUGUUUUAGUAUUAUCAAGAGUGUAGUUUAAAAUUAUAAUCGCCUAUGUAUUAUACAAAAAAA
Myzus persicae (green peach aphid) is the source of this 5816-nucleotide messenger RNA. It is a transcript of the gene slo, whose product is annotated as calcium-activated potassium channel slowpoke. Gene Ontology annotation, molecular function: large conductance calcium-activated potassium channel activity. NCBI's taxonomy places the organism in Eukaryota, Metazoa, Arthropoda, Insecta, Hemiptera, Aphididae. The transcript is spliced from 28 exons. Gene Ontology annotation, biological process: transmembrane transport; potassium ion transport. The record is from RefSeq and is a predicted model, not a curated record. Bases 772 to 4422 code for a protein of 1216 amino acids. Gene Ontology annotation, cellular component: postsynaptic membrane.